Entamoeba histolytica HM-1:IMSS is the source of this 492-nucleotide messenger RNA. RefSeq lists its product as uncharacterized. Bases 1 to 492 code for a protein of 163 amino acids. The record is from RefSeq and is a predicted model, not a curated record. The transcript has a single exon. NCBI's taxonomy places the organism in Eukaryota, Evosea, Mastigamoebida, Endamoebidae.
AUGAAUUUAUACCAAACCUCACUCCCUCCUCCUGACACAAUUAAUUCUCAACCUACUUAUUCAAAUAUUCAGACAAACGAACAAGUUCAACAAGAAGGUGGAAUAAUUAAUAAUCCAAACCCAUCGUAUGGCUAUUCAAAUGAAACAACUCAACCAUCAAAUUAUGUCCCUUAUCAAUCACCCCAAUACUAUCAACAAACUCCAGUAUCCUUGCCAUCUUAUAAUCAGACAUUUACUUCAUCCGAACCAAAAUACGAACAAGAAGUUCCUGUUAUAUCAUCUUCAUCUUCUGAUUCUGAACAAAGUAAAUGGUUUCAAUUUACAUUAACAUUUUUCCUUUUUGGAUUUUGCUUCAUUUUCUUCUGGCUUGCUUCUUUUGUGAUUUCUCGAAAAUCAAGUCAACCUUUUACACGGGUAAUAGGGACAAUUUCUAUAAUAUUAUUUUUAAUAUCUUUUAUUUGGUGGAUCGUAUUCGUUACUUGUGUGCUUUAA